Messenger RNA from Symbiodinium pilosum, 4125 nucleotides. NCBI's taxonomy places the organism in Eukaryota, Dinophyceae, Suessiales, Symbiodiniaceae. The record is from the annotation of a GenBank genome assembly.
AUGUUAGAUAUGCAGCCAAGCACGUUUGAGUCGCACGGACGGCAGAUCUUCGCACCCAGAGUCGGAUUGCAUGACAUGGAUACAGCAUUCACCCUUGUCAGCGACUCCGACAGCAAGGGUGGUGUGGAGUUCAGCUUCUUGGAGAACACUGGCUGGGCGAUGUCAUUGGAAGACGUCGUCACAAACUUGGAGCUCCAGAGUCCCAAAGGAUCGGUGGAUGCACCAAUCCUUGACUUUAUCCACUGGCUGAAUGCUCUGCAAAAGCUUGUGACGACGUCUUCAUGCAGCGGUCGCAUUGCAAUUUUUCAUGGGUCAGCGGAUGCCUCAAACUCCAAAGGUGGUGAAUGGCUGAUGAUCAGCCAUGAGACUCUGCCGGAUGCACAAAAGGCAUGGAGAGAGUUGUGUUCUGCAUUGGAUGCACAUGCUGGUGCAGCAUCUGACGGCACGCUGACCUCGCUGCUGUUGGAGCCGUUCGUCCUACACGCAGAAUGCGCCGAUGUAGCCACAGCUCAGCAGAUUUUGGGUGUCGCAAGGGAUUCCGGAUUUCGUGAGAGUGGGGUAAGCUUGGGUCGCAAGCGCGUGACAGUGCAAAUCCGCACGGUGGCCAUGCGACUCGAAGUUCCACUUGCGCUUAACGCAUCCCUUCUAGUGGAUUGCCAGUACUUUCAAAGCUUGCUGAUGCUUGCAAACAGCCGCCUCGAUGAAAAUGCUGCACGUGUGGCACGCUUAUGGAGGAAUCUGCGAGAGGCCUUGGCUGCGAGCCCGCAGCCAGCCGGAGAGCCUUGGAUUGUAGUCUGUCCUCAGGCAUGUGCCCGGUCUAUAAAGUUGGCUUUGGAAGCCCGGGGCUGGCUGGACGAAUCGCGAAAGAUGCAGAAUUACGAGGCUGAAGCCGCAGAAGCGUGCAGAUCGAUUGGCAUCCCUCUGACGGAGGAGGCUGCAGAGGCAUUGCUAGCCAUUGCGGAAGCUGCUUCGGAGGAGGCGGAGGAAGUCAGCCGGGCGGCUGCACCAAACGGAGUUGCGGCCGGCGCAGACCGGGAAUUGACAGAAGCGUUGCCCGACAAUGGCUUGGAAAUUGAUGCGGCCGCAGCAAAGAAAAAACGUCCUCCAACGGUAGCUGCAAACUUGGAUGAGCUCUGGAGACAGCGGUAUAGCGAGCUGAAGGUUUUGCAGAGCAACGCGCUUCCUCAGAAAUCGAAACCUUCUGGAAGCACCCGCAUGUCUCUGACAGAUCAGGCCAAGAUAGGGGAGGCCAUCCAGUGUCUAAUCCAAGAGCUGACCGCCCAAGGUCAUGCUGCGGCUUUCGACCACAUUCUUCAGGAUGUUCGCAAGCUGCCUGCGCUCCAGUGGCGUGGGGAUGUUGCGCUGCUCCCACGGGGUAGCUUGACCGGCACAGAGUGGGAUAAUUUGGAGCGGUCUGCAGAAGGCGUGAGUGGAGGCUUGUGGGAGCGCGUGAGGACAGCUGUUGAUGCCCGGCUCCUGUGUCGGCAGCAGGAGAUUCGCGUGGACGACGUGGUGCGCGGAGGCAACGUGCAGGUUUUGGCUGGCUCUGGAAGCGGUUGGGUACUGGUGCCUGGGCCAAAAAGCGUGCGCUACGCAUUCGACAUUACGAAAUGCAUGUUUUCAGAAGGCAACUCCGCAGAGAAGGAGAGGGUGGCCUCAUGGCCAGUGGAAGGAGAAACCGUUCUGGACAUGUACGCGGGCAUUGGCUUCUGGACGCUCCCACUUCUAGUGGCUGGAGCAGCGAGUGUCAUCGCAUGCGAGUGGAAUCCGGAUGCCUUAGCUGCCCUUCACGAGGGCCUUCGCCUGCUUGGCGCUGCAUUAAGUGCACGCUGUAAGGUGCUUGCUGGAGACAAUCGCAGAGAGGAGGUCAUCGAAGAGACAUGUGGCAGAUGCCACCGCGUUAUUCUGGGCCUGAUUCCAUACAGCCGCGACGGCUUUCCCGUGGCCGUGAAGGCCUUGCUCCCUGCAGGUGGCUUGCUGCACGUACACUGGAAUGCUGCCGUGGAUGCAGAGGCAGCUACAUCACAGGAGGUGGCCAAAGAGGUGCAGGAGCUCCUGCAGAAGAUCCGCGGGCCAGAUUGGCGAGCUGAUGUCGUUGGCAUUCAGCGCAUUAAGUCUUUCGCUCCGCGUGUAAGGCACUUGAGGAUUGAUGUGCACUGCCGGGAUCAUCUGACUGCCACCUUUGAUGCCGUCCUGAUUGUGCAGAGAAGUCUGGAGCUUUUCCUCGGGCAGCGACAGGAGAUUUUCUGGGCCGCUACUGUCCGAGGCACACUGGACAAGGAGGAUGCUGAUCCAGUCGCCGAUUGGUUGGACGGGAUCAUCCAUCCGGAGUCACUUGACGAACUUCCUUGGGACCUGGACGAAAGGAGGCAUGCCUUGGCGCAGGCGAGCGCCAGAGAAGUGAGGCUGCAGAUGGCAGACGUGGUGGUUUGUUCGCACCCAACAUUGCUUUGCAUUUUUAUGGCGGAGGUUCUCCCGAAGCCCAUCGUAGUUCACGCCUCGUCGACGUUACUUUAUGGGGUGCAUUGUCAAGACUGCAGCCAAGUGGCAUGGUACACAAAUUUGCGCCACUAUGGUGGUGCUCUUCCCGCGCAGAGGUAUUUGGAGCUCACACGGCAGAACCUUCUGCAGAACCAGGACUUGGUCUUCAUUGCGGAGGGACGCUUCCUGGCGGAGCAGGUCCAGCACCAGGUGAGAGUGGACAUUCCAUGGGUGCCACCAUUGGCCCUUUACACCGCUGCAGGGAGCUGGCAGGGCAGCCGCUCUGGAGACCGACGUGCCGUUGUUCUGAGGUCCCGAUUCUUCGUGUCCCUGAUGGGCGAGCUGCUGCGCUCGCUUCUCCGCGAAAUUGUGUCCAUCAACUUACCGAAGCAUCCACUCGAGGUGGUCUUCCUUGGGAAGGAUAACCAAUUUGACGAGCAAUGGCUGUCCCUGCAACAGUUGGCCAGCUUUGAUGUAGCCAUCCUUUGGCCAAACGACUUGCACCAACGGACCUUCCAUGAGGCUUACCGAAUGGCUCUUCCCUUGCUAAUGCCGGACUCAGCUUGCCUCUUCAGAGCACAGCGUAUGUCCAACUGGGGCUACGCAUCCUAUGGUGCAAACACCGUCGGUCUCGACGUGGCUCGCGCCUCUACAUCUAGGCAUCCUUUCCCACCUUGGUGGAACUCCUUUAAUGCCACGCCAAACAUCGUUUCGUACUGGGCACAGUUCGCAGACUGGGAGCAGCUGCCCUACAUCCAGCGCUUCGCCACACUGCCAGGUCUAGUUGUGCAAGCUUUGUCUAUGGACUUGGCGCACAUCAGCUCGAAGAUGCUGGCGCAUCAUCUGCAGGUUGCUAAGGCUGCCCUGGACUUGGUCUCUAGGCAGACCGCUUCGCUUGGCAGCAGGUAUCUCAAGCAGAAGCAUGCAGAAGCACGGUGGGCCAUCUCUGGCCUCGCGCACGUAAAGCCUCGCAAUCCAGUGUUCUGGGCCUUUGCCACGGGGCAAGGUGCUCAUGUCGCUGAUGAAGGGCUCUUCUGCAGUCACUUGGUCCACCAGCAGCCAACGCUAGAACAUCGGACUAUCUUCCCUCGGAACUUGCCCUUGACCUGUAUUGUCUGGUAUACUGUCACUCUGCCAGGAGCUGCUGAAUACCCCGGAACUCAGUAUCCCAACAGAGUCAAGUUGCAGUUCUUGGGCUCGGCCAUGGCGAAUCUAGAGGUGCUGCGCUCUGUGCUCAAAUCUGAUUUGCCAGUUGAGUUUUGGCACGCCUUUGAACUGGAGCCCAUACACUGCGAGUUUUUGGCCCUCCGGGGUGCAGUGUGCCGACAGCUACAGGUUCCGGGGGUCUACCGACAGUUCGAGACGGUGCUGCCGUCCAUAAUGGCAUCCUCUUUUCAAGAGGUCCUCUGGCUGGACACAGAUCUCACCUUGCUGCAAAGACCAGAGCCACUCUUCGACUCGCUGCAGUAUCAAAGUACUGGAGCCUUGUUCUGGCCAGAUGCCGGGCUGCACGCGUUUUCGGGUUUGGGUGAAUCUGUUCAUGAUGGGCAUUCAGAAGCCCACUCAUCAGUAGUUGCCAGAAUCAUCACAGAUGAAUGUCAUGAAGUACAGCCUUCGCAUGGACACCACCCAGCUGACAUGUAG